Messenger RNA from Myotis daubentonii (Daubenton's bat), 4818 nucleotides. RefSeq names its product macrophage scavenger receptor 1 (gene MSR1). The transcript is spliced from 9 exons. Gene Ontology annotation, biological process: receptor-mediated endocytosis; zymogen activation. Bases 49 to 1200 code for a protein of 383 amino acids. NCBI's taxonomy places the organism in Eukaryota, Metazoa, Chordata, Mammalia, Chiroptera, Vespertilionidae. Gene Ontology annotation, cellular component: plasma membrane. The record is from RefSeq and is a predicted model, not a curated record. Gene Ontology annotation, molecular function: serine-type endopeptidase activity; scavenger receptor activity.
CAUUGUUAAGAAAGAUUUUCAACACUCAGUGUGUCAUUUCCCUUCUUCAUGUAUCAGAUGCUGAAAUACUAUGUGAUAAAGAUUUUACAUUUCAAUUGUAAAAAGUGGGAAGUGGAUAAAUCAGUUCAGCUGUCCUUAGGACAAACAGUAAAAGGUAUGGCACGGUGGGAUAGCUUUCCCGAUCAAGAUGGGGACACUGACAGCUGUUCAGAAUCUGUGAAGUUUGAUGCUCGAUCAGUGACAGCUUUGUUACCUCUCAGUUUUAAAAAUGGCCCUGCCUUUCCUAAGAAACUGAAGUCCGUGAAAGCUGCCCUGAUUGCCCUUUAUCUCGUUGUGUUUAUAGUUCUCAUACCCAUCCUUGGAAUAGUGGCAGCUCAACUCCUAAAAUGGGAAAGGAUGAAUUGCACAGUUGGUUCAAUUAAUGCUGAUGAUUCAUCUCAGAGUCUCAUGGGAAAAGGAAAUGACCGUGAAGAGGAUAUAAAAUUUCAAGAAGUUGUCACAGGAAACCUGAGCAGCAUGGAGAAAAGAAUCCAGUAUAUUUCAGAUACACAAGCCAAUCUCAUAGAUUCAGAGCAUUUCCAAAAUGUCAGUGUAAUGACUGAUCAAAGAUUUGAUGAUGUUCUUCUCCAACUGAGAACCGUGGCUUCCUCAGUCCAGGAACAUGGAAAUGAAAUAGACGAAAUCUCCAAGUCCUUAAUAAGUCUGAACACCACAUUACUUGCUUUGCAGCUCAGUAUUGAAACACUGAAUGGCAAAGUCCAAGAGAAUACAGUUAAACAACAAGAGGAGAUGAGUAAAUUAGAGGAGCGUGUGCACAAUGCAUCAGCAGAAAUUAUGUCUAUGAAAGAAAAACAAGCACAUUUGGAACAGGAAAUAAAAGGAGAAGUGAAACUAUUGAACAACAUCACUAAUGAUCUCAGACUGAAAGAUUGGGAACAUUCUCAGACACUGAAAAAUAUCACUUUAAUUCAAGGGCCACCUGGACCCCCAGGUGAAAAAGGAGAUAGAGGCUUCAUUGGAGAAACUGGUCCACCAGGCCUUCCAGGUCCAAUAGGUCCUCCAGGUCUUAAAGGUGAUCGUGGAUCAAUUGGCUUUCCUGGAAGUCGAGGAUUCAUAGGACCAGCAGGAAAGACUGGGAGGCCAGGAAAUCCUGGACAAAAAGGCCAGAAAGGAGAAAAAGGGAGUAGAAGCAUGGCAUGACCGGUAUCACUCCCUGAUCAUAUUAGGGCAGGACCCUUUUAAGAUCAGGUGGGUUGACGGGACACCUUCUGCUACCAUCUCCUUAAAAGGCCCUUCAGCUCUGGACAAGUCACCACUACAGCUGACUCCAAGAUCCCUUUGUGGCUCCUCCAAACGACUUUGGUUCCCGCGUGGUGCCCAGCUUCCUCACGGCUUCCUCUCCUGGUCCUGGGUGCUGUUUGGGCCUCUGUUAUGAACAUAAGCUCAUACCUCUCCCCACUCUAGUAUCCCACCGUCGCUACCAUCCCCUAGCAUCCCUAACUGGUAUCCCUUCCAUUGUACUGACUGGCAUGUUUUCCAACCGGCCCUCAGCGCCAGGCAAGGAAUCCUCUGCCACCCACUCAUCUAGUGCUUGCGAACCAAUUUUGCCCAUUGGGUUCUAAGAGAAAUCCCAUGGGUACGGACUAAGUGUGGGUUCUUUACUUUCAAAAACAUGCCUCAGCCAGCAAUAGGGAUAACAUAAAAGAAAAUCCAUUCAUUCAUUCAUUCAUUCAUUCAUUCAUUCAACGUAUGUUUAUCCUAUACCUCCUGGAGCUGAACUUCACAGCUAAUAAGUUUGCUGUUGUAUCUGGCCUUACUGAGCUAAUUAUUCCUGAAAGAGACCUGUGAAUAGGAAUUAGAAAAUACAGUGGAACUGUAUUGGAGGAAGAACAGGGCUCUAUAGGAGUUUAGAGGAGAUCAGGAUUGUUUAAUUCCUUAGGAUAUUAAAAAGAUAAAUUGAUUUUGAUUUGCUUAGUGUACCUUCUUGUCUUCUUACCAAAUUACAGCAUUUUUUUUUCAAGUUUUAUAGUGAGGUAACAGUUCAUUCAACACAUUUGAAUAAAAAACAAAACUUGUUUUCUUAAAUUACCUGGCCAUUUCAAGUAAGAAUUUUUUUGUCAUUAAAAAAUAAUGCUGAUAAUUUUUUUUUUAAUUCUCAAAAGCUCUUUAUAUCUUGUGCUAUAAAUAUCCAAUAUAGAUCCUGGAGAAAAGAAAUAUUUCAGUAGAACUGGAAAUAUUUUGUGUAGGUGAAGAAAGGGCUAAAAAUGAGAAAGGAGGAAAGGUUAGAAAAGGAUGAUCAAGAAAAAAGAAUAGGAAAUAUGUGAGAUUCCGUGUCAUUCUUGACUCUAUUAAUAGGUCACAUUUUCACAACUCCUCCUUCCUUCAAGGUUUAACACAUAGUCCCAGGAUUCACAGCAUUAGGAUCUAGUAGAAUUCUGAGUAGUGUGCCUGUAUGUAUCUCACCACUUCCACUCCCUUCCCUACGAAAUGGACGUCUGAACACCUACCUCACAGGGUUGUUGUGAGGAUCACAUGAGACACCGUGUGUGUAUAGGUGCUCUAUAUAAUGAUAAAGUGCUUUAAAUACAUAAGGUAUAGUUCACAGUGCUCUCUUCUGAACUGAUUGCUAUUCCUUGUUGGUAUAAUGUAGACAUUUCAAAUCUGUAAUUAGAAGGAGUGAAAGCAAAAUGAAAAUUCAAGAAGCCAAAGAAAUGUCAUGGACAGAAAGAGAGAUGCUAAAAAAUAAGAUAAGAUUUCACAUUAGAUAGAGCAAUGCAGGUGUGACCAGAUCACAAAUCAAGGAGUUUGAGCCAAGCAGAAGAGCGUAAAUUAUAAAUAAAAACAGCAACUAACCUGAGUGCAUGCAAGGGGCCAGAGGCUGUCAGUAGAGGUCAGAAAAAAAUGUCAGGCUCAUAAAACAAUAGUCCAGGCUCUGAAAGACAAAGCAUGAGCUCAAGACACUGCUGAUGAGAAAGAUGCUGAAGUGUUGAAAUAAAUCAGGGUUGUCAGUGGUGCUCUGGGUCUGGGCCUACAUGACACCAAAGUCUCAGAGCGUAGGAGUGGGAGAAGGAAGACGAGGGGAGAAAUUCACCAAUUGUCAGGAUAGUCCUAAAUAUUACUAGCCAGUUGGUACAAACAUCUGAAAGUAGUUGGAUCUCUUUGUCCGUGGUUUAGUUGGACAGGACCUCCUCCCCUGCUCUGCACUGGGUAGCAGGUAGAGCCUGAGCAGCCUAUUCACUAGCCUUGGUCCAUAUUGGCCACAGAAUGGCUCAGAUCCCAGAGCUCCCGGGAGACAAUCCCAGGGGGUUCCAUUCAUAAGUUAUGUGACACCUCCAGCUACAAAUAGAUUCUUAGUGUGUGGAAUGCUCAUCUGAAUCUUCCAAAUUAGGGGAGAAGGGCUUCUCCUUUUCAGACAAAAGUAGAUGCUAAAUGCCCAGUUCAAAUGCACAAAUUAUACCAACUUUAACAAUGUCUAAUGAAAAGAAAGCAAAUCUGAACCAAGCUCUAAUGCUAGUCACAUGGUUUGUCUGCUAUGUUCUCACCCUGACUUGUAAGGCUAUGUGUUUCAGGCAAGCGAAAGAAUUCCUGCCAUAAAAUUAAACACUGUGUGAGGCUCUGUCCUAAACAUACCUAUUACUAAGAUGUGGGUUGAUAGUAUGUUUUUCUGUGUUUCACUCAUGCCCAUGAGACUAUAACUGGGAUGUGACUUUGGAUUAUCUUAUUUUGAAACUCAUACAGUGAUAUGAAUCGUCAACUUGUCUUUCACUUGAUGUCUACUGAGGACUCAAUUCAAACAUAAAUGAAUUCUGGUCUUUCUCAAAGUAUUCAAGUGACCAAAGUAAACCUUCUUCUCCAGUCACUAAAUAAUUAUAAUAAUGAGCAUUUAGAGAACAUUUGAUGUGCACCAGGAGCUUUUGGUACAUUAUCUCACUUAAUCCUCAGAAGGGUGUUUGAGGUAAGUACUAUUAUUAUUCCCAUUUUAUAGAUUAGCAGCUGACGCUUCCACUGCUAAUAAGUGGAAGGCAGAAACUCAAAGCCAAGUCUAUCAAUCUCCAAAGUCCCUGUUUGUAACUACAACUCCAUUCAACAUUCCCACACUGGUUUUAUGUAUCCUUUCAUGUCAAUACCACACAUAUAUAUUAUGGAGGGUAUGGAGAAAGGAAGGAGGAAGAGAGACAGGUUGGUCAUGAGUGUAGUUUUCCAGAAUGGGCUUAAUAAUUUGAAGACCUAAAGGGGAUAAAAAUUCAUACAGCAUGACUUCCAUUAGGUCCACUUCCAACAAGCACCCUCUUUAUUUGUGUAUGUUUCCAUUUUCAUCUACUCCUCCACCCAUUUUCUGCAGUUUCUCCCCAAGAAUAUUACCGAGAAAUACAGUCUUCUGGGAUGCGCACAGUGCUUCCAUUAUCAGCAGUGAGAGUUAUGUGUGGGAGAAGGAGCCACCUGUUACUAUUCUAUCUUUAUUUCAGUUACUGGCUCAAUUUUAACAUUUUCCAAUAUAAUUUGGCUGCUUUGAUGUCCCUGUUUUAUUGAGUCUCCUUUCCAUCUCCUCACUUUUCUCCGUAGACACAGUUAUGACUUAGCACAGCAGAGUGUACCUGAAUAGCAAUGGCGCCAGGUCACUCAGACAGGUGCUGCCCAUUCUCCACAGUGAUGGAAUGUUUAAAGCUUUAUGUGAUUCCACAGAUUGUUGCUAAACACGUAAGUGUUCCAUUAGCACAAAAGACACGUUCCCGGAUGGUGUGUGUAACUAAUCCGUUUUGUAAGGGGAAAUAGAGAUUUCAAUCAGUAAUGGAUCCAGAAGUUAGCACUUGUCCUGUU